Messenger RNA from Eremothecium gossypii ATCC 10895, 8307 nucleotides. RefSeq names its product DNA-binding protein kinase TEL1 (gene TEL1). The transcript has a single exon. NCBI's taxonomy places the organism in Eukaryota, Fungi, Ascomycota, Saccharomycetes, Saccharomycetales, Saccharomycetaceae. The record is from RefSeq and is marked provisional. Gene Ontology annotation, molecular function: protein serine/threonine kinase activity; protein binding. Gene Ontology annotation, biological process: DNA repair. Bases 1 to 8307 code for a protein of 2768 amino acids.
AUGGAGCAGUAUGUGGCGUCUGCGAUAAACCUGUUGAGUUCUCCGAAGCUCAAGGAGAGGUCGCAGGCACUAACAGAUGUGGCGGCGAUCGUGAAGGACAACCCUGACACUCUAACAAGCAAAAGCGUCGGAGCGCUGGUCCAGAGCCUAAUAGAUAUACUCGAUGCUGAGACGCGAAAGUUUGACGAGUUGUGCCGACGGCGGCCGGAAGCUGGCGCAAGGGUUGAGCUGGCGCAGGGCAGGCUGAACUCAGUGGUCGCUGUGCUCCGGCUAGUUCUCGAGACGAUUCCGGACCGGUUAAGGGCAAAACAAUUCAGAGGGCUCGUGCUCAGCUUGCCAGAACUGCUUGGAUGGGCGAUUCGGGAGCAAGUACACGACAUGCUGCAACCGCUGUCGGCGUGUUUACAGGCGCUGACCGAGUGUCACACGUUCAAGCUAAAAGUGGACGACGGCCAGUGGCGCACGCUUGUCAGGGCCUCCGCAGAGGACCUGGUAGCCCUUUUUGGCAUCAACUGCACGCAUAAAUCAAUUGCCAAGUUGGCGGGCGCGCUUACUUCGCUGAUACGGAUGGAUGCCGUUGGGUUCAAAGAUGUGUGUGAAGAGCUCCUCCUUAUACCGGUCAGGUACUACCAGAACACAGACAAAGAGACUGCCAACAUGCGCUCGAUUCUUCAACUAUGCAACUUACUCGUGCUCAAAGGACAUCUGAUCAAGUUUCAUGGUGUCCAGUACCUAAUCCAUUGCACAAUGCAGCAUCUCCUUCAGUUUACUCUGCCGGGCACCGAUUACAUUUUAGAAGAGAUUGCAGUCUUCACGCUCUUCAGCGCUGAGCUGAUGAUCCAUGAAGUUCCAUACAUUCCUGGAGACUUGGAGUCUGGAAGAUAUUUCGGGAAAGAAGUUCUGUCUGAGCUAUAUCAGCAGUUUAUCGUUCAUCUUCUGGAGAAUUACCGCCCUCAAAAACUUCAGCUAAAGGAUUUGGAAUACCGAUUGCUACUUGAUAGGCGGCAAUGGUACCAACUAGAUGAUUUUCAGAUCUCUCCACAUGCGAGUCACAUUGAAUGGCUGCAAUUACAGGGCAUCUCGAAUAUGCUCUGUAGCUAUUAUGCUUUCCAACACCGGCAUCCUGUCAUGGAUAUCAGCCAAGUGAAAAGGCGCAGGCUUUCUGACACUUACAACUCCUUCUUGCUCAAUUCACAGUACGGAAUAAGCUUUGCCACUAGCUGCAUUGAUAGCAAUCCAGUCUCCAGUCAGCUACUGGGAUUACAGUUAGCCGCGUGUGUCACGUCCUUCCACGAAUGCCCCAAGUAUCAGCUAGAGGAGCUAUUAGAUGCUAUUUUGCGUCGUUUCGAAAAUGCCAACCUCGUUGGAUGGUGUUGCCUUGCCAUGCUUCCCUUAUGCUCUCAGCUCGAUCUUGUUAUAAGUGAGACUGUUCUGCAAAAACUACUGAAACUCACUCUGCCCUUGCUAAAGAUACCUACGUUAUCCGCUGUUGCAUCCGCGCUAAUAUCAAAGUUGCUGGAUUAUCAGCAAAGGACACUUACGGGCAGUAACAUGUUACAACAAUGCUAUGACCUUUACGAACUUUCUGACAUUAUAGGGCCAGCGGUUGUCUCUAAUGAGUCUUUCCGUUUAUGGCAAUCUUUGCAUAUCUAUGGAGGCGAUUUCCGGGGGAAGGAUGGAUCAUCUGCAGCGGAUCGUAUUGCGAAUUGGCUAUUUGCCAAGUUAAACACCGUCUCCCCUCUGGAUGAAUCACAAAAUAGCUUUCCGCACUUUCUGGGAUGGCUUGCUGGAUGCCAAUUGAAGGACGCUUAUGAAGUUAAUCGAGCAAUCCACGUUAACAGUUAUUGCUUGGAGUGGGAAUACACUUCAGUCGAAAGAACAUUUCUACUUUCUAUUGAAACAUCUAGGAGAUUAUCUCGGAAUAGAACGACCCCACUUCAGAACAUGAACUAUGAAUCGAGCUCGAUUUCUGAACUAUUCUACCGGAUUCUUGAUAAAAUAACAAGCCAAGACGAUAUCGAAGCAUAUGGAUGGAUGUGCUUUGGUCUACAAUUAAUCCAUCAUAUUAGAGAAUUGACUUAUCUCGUGGAGUAUGUCAACGAUCUUAAAAAGGCGAUCUGCCUGCGGCUGGGGAAAAUGAAUUUUGGUAAUAGUCAGAUUUUACUUUCGUGUAUAAGGCAAACGACCUCCUUACCUUCUUGUGAUAUAUUGCCUUUGUUUUUUACUGAGAGAGAAAUUGCCAAUAUCAUUUACACCUACAAGGAGCUGAAGCUGACAGAGGUACCGGAGGGUCCCGCAGAAGAUGAUUUUGCUGGCCCAGCGAAAGCUAGACAUAAACUAUACCCCUUAAACCACCUAUAUGCUGGUAAACAGGGAUUCGAAAUCGACUAUGUUGUGUCUUUCAUAAUAAUGUGUUCCGACUAUGAGACGAACGGUGAUGCUGCUGAAAAGGUCAUUGAGCUCUUUUUGCAACUAGCCAGAAGCUUGCCAACUAACCUUAUAUUUCAAGCGUUACCAACAUUAAUCACAUAUAUCGGUUCAAACGACAGAGAAAACAUAUCUGAGGACACUUUAUUGGCCUUGACUGAAUUUACCGGCUCAUCUCUUUUAACAAACGAAUACAAUACAUCUACCCUUUCGAUAACUUAUCUGUCCCUGUUUCUUAAAUCUAUCUCACGUUAUUGGCUCAGCGAUACGCACAUGCCCUCUUUAACCGCUGAUUGCAAUGAUAUAUUGGAGUGGAUAUUUUCGCGCCUAGGUGACUCUUCAUGUAUUGGGUGUGAAGCCAUAAUGGCCAUUUUAGAUAUGACGCUCCAUAUGUUGAAAAAUUACAAUCGUUCGAAUUCCAAGUUUACUUUCGACAAACAACACUUAUUUCAUGUGCUAACGACAUGUCUGGGGAGGCUCCCGAAAUUCUAUAUAUGCAAGGUUGUUCAUGAAUUAAACUCCUAUGUUGUUCGUCUAGGGUUAAAGAACCAGAGUAUUAUAUUUUCUGAAUUUGCCGGUCUAUUUGACCCCCCUCAAAGGGAUGCAGAGACCGCAGCAUACUAUUCGCUGACAUUAGCUGGUCUUGGGACGAUUUCUCACAUGCACUUGUCAAAUGCUAUACUUCAUGUUUUGCCUAACUUGCAACACAAACAUGUUAGUCAAUAUGCACUGUCAUUUUUAAAGUCAGUUGCCGGCUUUCAUAAGUUAUCUGGUAUCAGAGCAUUAUUUCAUUUAUGUCGCUUUGAGAUCCUUGACAUAUGGUCUAAUAAGUGUGCGGGACUUCGAGAUUUCUCACCUAUAUGGAAUACAGCGAUCUUCCAGUUCGAGAGCUUCGAGCAGUUUAUUAAUGAAUAUAAGCAUGAGGUCGCUGCCUACUAUUUUGCAAAGCUCUCACCAUACCACUAUCUUAAGUCUACUUUGGUUAAUGAUGACAAAGAACUUCCACAAUUGCUUGAAAUUUCAUUGCAAUAUGCAAUCCCAUUGGCCUACAUACCUGGAGGAAUUGGCGACGCAAUAUUCGAUAUCUGCGCAGAUCAAUGGAGUGCUACGAACCAUACGAAUGUUUUAAAACAACAGUAUCUGCUAAUUUUUGAUCGAUUGUUACAUUUUGCUGACCUGACUGUAUUCAUGGAAUAUUUUGAGAGUUUGCAAAAGGUUUAUACGAAUUCUGAGUUAAUUCACAAAAUGAAAAAAUACACCUAUAACCUACAUCCGAAACACCUUUUGUCAUAUUCUUUACGAACUGCUUUGAAAGUCAUCCACUCCAAAGUGUUACUCGGUAAACUGUCCAUACAGGAAUUGAGAUUUCUCUUAACCUUAAAUCUCCAAUAUUUACAGGAGAGUACGUUACCAGAUGAUCGCAGCCAGAUUCUUAGAAAAAUCCAAAUUAUUUUGGUAGCGUAUGAGCAACAAUUGGAAGAUGCAUCUUCGGUUUCUGACCUCUUGGAGAUUCUUACAGAUUACUUAGAUGAUCCUCUGCUGGGCAAUGAGGUGGGUGCACUGAUUGGCUCCAUAGUAGCCUUGGGAUUUAACGUCAAAUACACUGAAAGUUUGUUCCUAUGCAUAUUUGCUAAACUUCUACCUCAACUGCAUGAGGCGAAAACCGCAAAUCUUUCUAUUCUGCUGAACGACAUCAGUAAUACACUCACGAUUAACAAUUCUAAUAUCAUACAUGGUAAGUGGUGGCAUGCCUGUAUUGAUGCGUUAGCAGGUACCAGUUUGUUUGAAAAUACUAUUUACCAUGACGACUCCCUGUUAGACACCGAACUGCUUGAUCAUCGUGCGCUGAACUUAUAUUCUGAAAUAUUGUCUUUCCUACCACCAUUCACUGGCUUUCCCCCGAACUUUGUUCCUAAAGAGAGAGUAUUGCGGCAUUUGAUAUCGCAGACAACUACUUUUAAGCUGCAUGAUAAUUUCCUUCUCUGGAAAGGACAUUAUAUUGGGAUGUAUCACAAAUUUCACGGAACAAUCCCGCAAUUAGCACCUAAUGGUCCUAAUCAAAAACUGUCCAUUGAUAAACUAGUAAAGAACUAUGGCUUGCUGAAUGGAAUUUUUGAGCUUUUGGAGGCCAUAGAGAAAACUACCCAUGCCAGAAUAAAGUUCAUAUGCCAGUGUAUCAAUGCUGUCUCUCUUAGCCACAAAGAUUCGCUUUCUACGUUUACUGCGGAUACGCAGCAGUUUUUUGGUCAGUUAUCUUCUAAAUCUGUACCACUGGAUUUAGCGCUCUUUUUCUACAUGUUCCCCAUAUCAAAUCCCAGUGAGUCUAUGGAAACCUUCUGCAGAUUGCAUUAUCCUGCGUUAACGUCUGAUUAUUCAUCAUGGCUUGUAAAACUCACCAUGUUCGCUCUUGAUAUGUUGGGGCGUUAUAUUCCGGUAGUAAAGUGUUUUGAGGUACUGGCUACGGCUAUAACCAGUAGGGUCGAACAAUUGUUGAACUAUUGGCUACUAUUGUUACUAUACUGUGAUCCUAAUAACGGUAUAAGGCUACUAUGCACUCUAAUAUCCAACAUUGGGUUACUGAAGUCCACCAAAGAGGGUAUCCUAAAGAUUAAGUACAUGUUAAAUCUUCUUCUCAUCGUCAGAUCUUUCCAUAAACUGGGUUACAAGGAGUUUGAUACAAUCUAUGAUCGCAUUAGCCUGCAAGAUGCUUAUAAAGUGGCAGCAGAAGUGGGAGAGAAGUAUAUUGCCUGUCUACUUUUUGAAGAAUUCCACAUGCCGAACUUGGCUCGCUUGGACGUCACGUACAUGAAGGAGAUUUAUAAACAGUUUGAUGACGUUGAUAUGAUAUAUGGGAUACCGACGACAGCAUCCUUGGCAUCAGCAAUUGAGCUCAUAAAUCAGACUCAGGCUACAAGUUUAAAAAGCUUCAUGAUGAAUAAUGGCAACUUUGAUGCGCAGUAUGCCACUCAUUUCACGGGCAAUAUUGGUAAUUUGGUUAAUUCUGCAUCCAAUAAUGGGUUUACUGGAUUAGCAUAUGCAUUACAGAAUAUUUCUUCUUCGAAAAAUACAUCAGCAACCUAUAACUGGUGUAUUGAACUAGACAAAUGGGAUCUACCCACGCCGGACAUCCUGGACUCAACCGCCAAGUCGAUAUAUUCUAUAAUCAAAAAGACAGAUAUCAACACAGGAACUGCAGAAGCGGCCUUUAAAAGCACGAUGUUGAAUGCAUUACAAUUUCUAGAGAAAACUGGAGUUAAUGAAGAUAAUGUUUCACAGUUGGGUAGCAUAGUGACAAUGGUCCAGUUGUACAAUAACAACGCCGAAAAAUUGGUGAAAUCCCUACAUGCUCAAGAUCGUAAAAUUCUUAAAGUUAAAGAUUUUAAUGACUAUUAUAUGGAUAUCAAGGUGCGUCAUGUCUUUCUGGACCAUCUGAUUGAUUCUCACAAGAAUCGGCUUUCGGAAGAGCAAUCUAUCUGUUUGCGUUUUGCCAGUAUCUGUGAACUUUCACACUUGAGUGAGGUUGCCAGAGGAGCUUCUGAUUUCCAGCGAUCAUUGGAUGCUGUGCUUCUCUUGGAGAAAAGUGUGCUAGCACUUCCUACUAAUUCUUCAGUUGAACAUUAUGGCUUAUUCAAAACUUUUGCUAGGCGGAUGUCAACAAUUCAAUCUGCAAAGAUGUUAUGGUCACAAAAUGAAACGGUAAUGUCCAUUGACAUGCUGAAAGACUUACUACAUACGCCACUCAGCAGCAACCUUAUUGCGCGAGCAAGAAAGCAACCCUUUUUUCAACAGAUGGCCAUUCUUGAUAUUAAUGUCAAGGCCCAAUUGGUGCAAUGGUUAUCACAUUCGAGACAGGAUGUUCCUGAACGCAUCUUUAAAAACUACAUUGGCACAUCGCUGCAAGAUAUCGAAAAUUACGGUGACAAUCCUUCAAGAACCGAAAUAGUCCAUACCUUUGGGAAAUUCUGUUACGAUCAGGCCAAGCGUUUUAGUGAGACCAACGAGGUAGACAUAAUGGCACGGCGGGUGUCUAAGAACAAAGAAGAGUUAGCGGCGCUUUAUCAACUGUACCAUGAUAGAUCCUUACCAGAGCGUGAAAGGAAGGAGGCGAAAAGGCAUUACGCAAGAUUACUGGUAAGAAACCAGCAGGAAACAGAGACCUACAAUCAGCUGCGGGAUCAAAGGGAACUUUUUGUCACCAAUGCGUUGUUAUUUUUUACCCAGACGUUGCAGUAUGAUGAUCUGUAUGAUGGAGAAGUAAUUGACCAGUUUUGCGGCCUAUGGUUUGAAUAUUCAAAUGACGAUAAUGUUAGUGGAAAGCUGCUGUCAAAUCUCCAGAAUAUACCAGAAUAUAAACUACUACCAUGGAUCAAUCAGAUGGCUUCGAAAUUAGCCGAUGAUGAGUCACCCUUUCAGAAGACCUUACGCGCAGCGAUGGUGCGUAUUUUACUGAAGUUGCCAUAUGACUCUCUAUACGUAUUGAUUGGUAUGUCAUUGACAGGCAGUCGGCAAAACGCAAAGGAUUCGGGCUCCCAGUCUCGCCUCGUGGCAGUUGAGAGCUUGCUAAAGGAAGUAAGCAAACACGACUAUGGAAGCUAUGCCACGAAAUAUCUUCUUCCAGUUCGGGAAUUUUGUGAAAUGAGUGUAUCACUGGCAUCUCAAAAAUUCGCACAAAAUACUAGAAAGAUACACCUGAAUAAUUUAAAGAUUGGUACCUAUUGGCUAAAGGAACUGAAAGGCAGGAAACUCCCACUUCCCACCGCACAAUCCAGGGUCUCCGACCGAUGUGGGAACAGUGUAUCAAGGUCAUACAUUACCCAAGUAGAUCCAGACGUUCGAAUUGCCAGUUCUGGUCUUUCACUUCCGAAGAUUGUCACCUUUACGUUAAGUGACGGUACGAGGCAUCGCGCAUUAUUGAAAGCAGGUAAUGACGACCUAAGACAAGACGCCAUUAUGGAACAAGUCUUUAAGCAAGUGAACAAAAUUCUGACGUCCAAUAAGAGGACUAGAAAACUCAAAUUGCGGAUAAGAACAUAUGAAGUCAUCCCACUGGGCCCCCAAGCGGGUAUUAUUGAAUUUGCGCCGAAUUCCAAAUCCUUGCACGAGAUACUUGCGGGAUACCACAAGGAUGAUACCAUAUCUCUUGAACAAGCGAGAAAAGCGAUGAAAGCCGUCCAAGGGAAAUCCAAGGAGCAACGCAUUGCAGUGUAUGUGAAAAUCACUGAAUCGGUGAAACCAGUGCUUCGUAAUUUCUUCUAUGAGACCUUUUUAGACCCUGAGGAAUGGCUGCUCGCCAAGGCUACCUAUACGAAAGGCGUUGUGACAAACUCCAUUGUCGGCCACAUUCUUGGUCUGGGUGAUAGGCAUCUGAAUAAUAUCCUUCUGGAUAAGUUUACUGGUGAACCAAUUCACAUUGAUCUUGGUGUCGCCUUUGACCAGGGCAAACUGCUCCCGCUGCCGGAACUGGUUCCGUUCAGACUCACCAGAGACAUUGUCGAUGGGUUUGGCGUCAUGGGGGUGGAGGGGCUGUUCCGGAAGAACUGUGAAAAGGUGUAUGGCUUGUUGAGGAAGGAACGCGAACGAGUCAUGUGCGUGUUGAACGUCUUGAAGUGGGAUCCACUGUAUUCAUGGAAGAUGACGCCGCUGCGUAGACAGAAGCUACAGGGGAAGCUGGUCGACGGCGACAGCCCGUCGGACUCCCUCGUGACGAGCCUUCCUGACAGCUCUGACAACGACGAGUCACGGCGCGCGCUCAAGGGCGUGGAGGACAAGCUGCUUGGGAACGGGCUGAGCGUGGAGGCGACCGUGCAGGAGCUGGUGCACCGAGCCACGGACGUGUCAAACCUGGCCGUCAUAUUCAUGGGUUGGUCGCCCUUCUACUAG